This is a messenger RNA of Prunus avium (sweet cherry), 1301 nucleotides long. RefSeq names its product PLC-like phosphodiesterases superfamily protein. Gene Ontology annotation, biological process: lipid metabolic process. The record is from RefSeq and is a predicted model, not a curated record. Lineage: Eukaryota; Viridiplantae; Streptophyta; Magnoliopsida; Rosales; Rosaceae. Gene Ontology annotation, molecular function: phosphoric diester hydrolase activity.
CAGCCGAAACUGAGAAACCCAAGCUGCUCACCAAAACCCAACAAACAGAUACAUUAUUUCCUUUCUUCUUCUUUGUUUUGUUUUACAAAUAUGAAGGCUCGGCAGAACUUGCUUUUGAUGAUCAUAGCUAGUGCAGCGGUUUUCAGCGUUGCCACAGCUUGCUCCAAUGGGCAGUGCAAGCUUUUAGAAGCAUGCUCGUCAGACGGAGAUUGUGAGGCAGGGCUUUUCUGCUCCUCUUGCCCAGAAGCCUUUUCCGGCUCUAGAUGUAUAAGAUCAACCAUUACAGACCAAUUCAAGCUUUUGAACAAUUCUCUGCCAUUCAACAAGUAUGCGUUUUUGACAACCCACAAUGCUUUCGCUAUUGAGGGAGAGCCUUCUCAUACUGGAAUUCCUCGCGUUACCUUCACAAAUCAAGAAGAUACUAUCACUCAACAGCUAAAUAACGGGGUUCGAGCCUUAAUGCUCGAUACGUAUGAUUUCAAAGGAGAUGUGUGGUUGUGCCACUCUUUCAAUGGAAAAUGCCAUGACAUUACUGCAUUUGAACCAGCUAUAGAUACCCUCGAGGAGAUUGAAGCAUUUUUAUCUGCCAACCCAGCAGAAAUUGUCACAUUGAUAUUAGAGGACUAUGUUGAAGCUCCAAAUGGAUUGACAAAUGUCUUCAAAGCUUCUGGGUUGAUGAAAUACUGGUUUCCAUUGACAAGCAUGCCCAAAAAUGGUCAGGACUGGCCACUGGUUAGUGACAUGGUUGCUAAGAACCAAAGACUACUUGUAUUUACUUCAAAAAGUGCCAAGGAACAAUCUGAAGGGAUUGCAUACCAAUGGAACUACAUGGUUGAAAACCAAUAUGGGGAUGGUGGAAUGAAGCCAGGAAAUUGUCCAAAUAGAGGAGAAUCAGCACCUCUAAAUGACAUGACUAAAUCAUUGGUGUUGGUUAAUUAUUUUACUUCCAUUCCCAUCAAGCAAAUCAGCUGUGCAAUUAACUCUGGGGAUCUGAUUAAAAUGCUCUACACUUGUUAUGGUGCGGCUGGCAACCGAUGGGCUAACUUCGUCGCUGUCGAUUUUUACAAGAGGAGUGAAGGAGGAGGGUCGUUUCAAGCUUUAGACAAUCUGAAUGGGGAGCUCUUGUGUGGAUGCAAUGAUGUCCAUGCAUGUGUGCCAGGAUCACCUCCUGGGUCUUGCCAGCCAUAGCAGAGACGAUAGAAAUUCAUGUAAUAAGCUUAAAUCCUCAUCAUGAGAAUUGUAUUAAUCUCGGGGAACUAGCAUGAUUUGUAAUUGAUUUCUAUAAACUGAUGUGUUAAAAA